AGCUACCAUCGAUCGCACCCAAAAACCCACUUCGAUACCUCACCUCACCUCGUGCUCACCUACCUCGGCCGCGUAUAUAUGUCGACAGCUCCGGCCCUGGACAAUGGCGGCCAGACCGAUCGAUCUCGUACGUCUCGACCCGACCCGACUAGUAGCUGAGGUGACGGCCGGGGAGCUAGCUACCUAGCUGCUCGUCUCAGUUCAGUCGUACGUCGUCGGAGUCGAGCAGAGUCGGUCGGUCGGUCAUGGUCCUCAUGGAGGCGCCGCUGCUGGCGAAGAGGCCGGCCGUGGUCGCGGAGGAGGACGCGGCGGCGCCGAGGAGCUACAAGAAGGCGCGGGAGGCGUUCGUGCGGGAGGCGGAGCGGCUGUGGGCCAUCGCGGCGCCCAUCACCUUCAACAUCCUCUGCCUCUACGGCGUCAACUCCGCCACGCAGCUCUUCGCCGGCCGCCUCGGCAACCUGCAGCUCUCCGCCGCCGCCGUCGGCCUCUCCGUCGUCUCCAACUUCUCCUUCGGGUUCCUCCUCGGCAUGGGCAGCGCGCUGGAGACGCUGUGCGGGCAGGCGUACGGGGCCGGGCAGCUGGGCGCGCUCGGCGUCUACAUGCAGCGGUCCUGGAUCAUCCUCGCCGUCUCGGCCGUCCUCCUCUCCCCGCUCUACGUCUUCGCCACGCCGAUCCUGCGCGCGCUCGGCCAGGACGACGCCAUCGCCGGCGCCGCGGGGGACUUCACGCUGCGCAUCCUCCCGCAGAUGUUCUCGCUGGCGCUCACCUUCCCGACGCAGAAGUUCCUGCAGGCGCAGAGCAAGGUGAUGGUGCUGGCGUGGAUCAGCCUCGCCGCGCUCGCCGCGCACGUCGCCAUGCUGUACCUCUUCGUGUCGCGCCUCGGGUGGGGGCUCGCCGGAGCCGCCGCGGCGUACGACGUCACCUCGUGGGGCAUCGCCGUGGCGCAGGUGGUGUACGUGGUGCGGUGGUGCGGGGACGGCGGCGGCUGGGACGGCCUGUCGUGGAAGGCGUUCGAGGGGCUGUGGGCGUUCGCCAAGCUCUCGCUGGCCUCCGCCGUGAUGCUCUGCCUGGAGGUGUGGUACAUGAUGGUGCUCGUGGUCCUCACGGGCCACCUCGACGACGCGGAGAUCGCCGUGGGCUCCGUGUCCAUCUGCAUGAACCUCAACGGGUGGGAGGCGAUGCUGUUCAUCGGGCUGAACGCGGCCAUCAGCGUGCGCGUGUCCAACGAGCUGGGCUCCGGCCGUCCGCGGGCGGCGAAGCACGCCGUGGCGUCGGUCAUCGCCCAGUCCCUGCUCAUCGGCCUGCUCGCCAUGGCGCUCAUCCUGGCCUACCGCAACAGCUUCGCGGCGCUCUUCACGGGCGACCGGGCCAUGCAGGCCGCCGUGGGGAGGGUGGCGUACCUGCUGGCGGUCACCAUGGUGCUCAACAGCGUGCAGCCGGUGAUCUCCGGGGUGGCCAUCGGCGGCGGGUGGCAGGCGCUGGUGGCGUACAUCAACCUGGGCUGCUACUACGCCUUCGGGCUCCCCCUCGGGUUCUGCCUCGGCUACCUCCUCCGGCUCGGCCCCCAGGGCAUCUGGGCGGGGAUGCUGUGCGGGACGGCGCUGCAGACGGCGGUCCUGCUCGCCGUCAUCUGGAACACGGACUGGGAGGACGAGGCCGCGCAGGCGAACGAACGGAUCAGCGCGUGGGCCGGCGAGAGCAAGCAGCUGGUUCAUGGGGACGCCGGCGCCGGCGACGACGGUGACCUCAAGGAAGCGUUCCGAGUGUGAACCGUCGGUGUGCGCAGAUCGUCAAAGGACUGACAACCAUUGAUUCUGGUGCGGAAUUCAUAGAGUGCGACGAUCUCUCAGUCGACUGGUGCGGAUGGGAAAGAAUAUAGCGCCAUGAACAAAACUAGAUGGAACUUUGUGUGUUUACCCCUCUGAGUUGAGAAUUGCAGAAAAGGAUUAACAGAGGAAAUAAGGUGAUUCAUGGCUCUGUUUAGAUAAGGUAUCUCAUCGGAAAUCAUACGGCAUGCAUGCAUGCAUGGAUUAAAUCUUGCUCUUUGCAACUCAAUUUUUUUGGGU
Triticum aestivum (bread wheat) is the source of this 2066-nucleotide messenger RNA. RefSeq names its product protein DETOXIFICATION 35-like. Bases 246 to 1769 code for a protein of 507 amino acids. The transcript has a single exon. The record is from RefSeq and is a predicted model, not a curated record. Gene Ontology annotation, molecular function: antiporter activity; xenobiotic transmembrane transporter activity. Gene Ontology annotation, cellular component: membrane. Gene Ontology annotation, biological process: xenobiotic detoxification by transmembrane export across the plasma membrane. NCBI's taxonomy places the organism in Eukaryota, Viridiplantae, Streptophyta, Magnoliopsida, Poales, Poaceae.